AUGGUGGCUCAGAAACUGCCUCCCGAACCCAACAGGCUCCGUGUAGCCAUUUGUGGCGGCGGUCCCGCCGGCCUGGGCGCCGCCAUAGCACUUUCAGCUCUCCCAAACGUCGAGGUGACCAUCUACGAGCAAGCCAGGCAGCUUCGGGAGAUCGGUGCGGGCAUUCGCAUUGGCUAUAACUGCUGGAGAGUGCUGGCGUUGAUGGGUGCGGCCCAGCACGUCAAGGGCCAUAUCAAAACAACAGUCUUGCACCGAAACGGCUUGAAUGGGGAGAUCCUCGAUACGAGAUCUUCGUCAAUGCCGGUCCAGUACAAACCGCGCCGAGUGAGGAGGACUCGCCUUCAAUCCGCCCUGAUCAAGCAAGUCGCUCCCGGCACGAUCAAGCUCAACAAACGGCUUGUCGCGGUGAAGAACCUGCCUCAGGGAGGAGUAUCACUUGCUUUCGAAGACGGAUUCGAGACAACCGUCGACCUUGUCGUGGGGGCAGACGGUAUCCGCUCAGUUGUGAGAGACAGUAUCUUUCCUGAUCACAGUAUCAGAUUCACAGGGACAACGAUCUGGCGCACGCUCAUACCCAUCAGCGCGGUGGCCCACCAACCUGACCUCAACUCGCUGACGUCGUGGUGGUACGGUCCCGCGGGCCACGUCUACCUAUCCCCCGUCGACGAUCCAGAGGAACUCGACGAAAGUGAAAGAAUGUUUGAGAUCUCAUGUCGAAACCUCGUCGACCCAGAGACUGCAUCCGGCAAGAGAUUCAGCUGGGGGAUUCCCGCGACGAACCAGAGAGUCCAGUCUCAUUUCACGGAAUACGACCCGCGCGUCAGAGACGUCCUAUCCCGUGUUCCCGAAGGGCAGUGGAAGGAGUUUUCUGCAUUUGCAGGCCCAAGGUUGGCGAAACUCCACGCUUGGGAUAAAGUCGUGCUGCUGGGAGACGCAAGUCAUCCUCUCUCAGGAGCUUUCGGAUCAGGCGCAGCAUUCGCGCUGGAGGACGGCUGGAUCCUCGCACGAGCCAUCGAGUAUACCCGCGACACACCCAAGGGCCUAGCACAUGCCCUUGAGAUCUUCGACGCUAUCAGGUCUCCAUAUUAUCUCAGAAUGUAUCAAUACCUCGACGAGCAAAGGAAAAAGGCCAAAGAGGCGCUGGCCAAUGCGACUGAUAAGUCGUUCGAGUCCGUUCUGAAGAUCAAGAUGGCGUCGUCUGGCAGCGAGGAGGGUCUGCCCUGGAUAUACCACAACGACAUUGAGGACGUGUGGGAAAAGUACCUAGAGACGCAAAUCAACAACCUGUAG
Messenger RNA from Fonsecaea multimorphosa CBS 102226, 1290 nucleotides. RefSeq lists its product as uncharacterized. Gene Ontology annotation, molecular function: FAD binding. Bases 1 to 1290 code for a protein of 429 amino acids. The transcript is spliced from 7 exons. The record is from RefSeq and is a predicted model, not a curated record. Gene Ontology annotation, biological process: secondary metabolite biosynthetic process. Lineage: Eukaryota; Fungi; Ascomycota; Eurotiomycetes; Chaetothyriales; Herpotrichiellaceae.